AUGUGGAGGCGGUCGCGGCUGCAGAUGCCGUGGGAGCUGGGCCGAGGUUGGGGAAGCAGCGGAGGGGCAGGCGGACCUAUUGGGAAAGUCCUUCAGUCCGCUGCUCCUGCGGCAGCCUUAGGCCUGCUCCAAUAUUACGUCCGCCUGCCCCUCCGCUGCUUCCCCAACCUCGGCCCAGCUCCCACGGCAUCUGCAGCCGCGACCGCCUCCACAUUAGACCCCGCCAGUUUCUGCAGCCCAGACCACAGCCGUCUCCUCCACCUCGGUGAGUCUUUUCCUGCCGAAAAGCUAAUGAUGGAUGAGCCGGGGGAACACAGCGCAGCCAGUGAAUUGGGUCCAUUACUUGGCGCCCUGACAACCGCAGCCUCUCCGCAGGCUUUGAUGGGGUAUUCCUUAGACGCGGACUUUAUUGAGAGCCUGCCUCUGGCAGUUAAAUACCGAGUGUACGCUCUCAAAAAGCUUCAGGCCAAAUCGGCCGGCCUAGAGGCCAAGUACCUGAGGGAAUUUCAUUCCAUCGAGAGGAAAUUUGCCGGUAUCUAUGGGCCCUUACUAGAAAAGAGACGCCAGAUCAUCAAUGCGCUGUACGAACCCACGAAAGAGGAGUGCGAGGUGAGGUCCGAGGCCGCAGACUAUGGCUAUAAUGAGGUGGCAGAUGACUCUGAUGCUCAGAUGUACUGUCUGGAGGAAAAUCCGGAGUAUGAGGACUUGGAAGACUAUUUCAAGGAGGAUUUUGCGGAUUUCAAGGAGGUGUUUGGGGAGUAUGGAGGAAUCGAGGAGCAUAAUGUGGACGGGGAGAAAGAGGACCCUGCAGGUAUUCCCGAUUUCUGGCUCACGGUUUUAAAGAACGUCGAGGAGGUCACUCCGCUGAUUAAGAAAUAUGACGAGCCCAUUCUGAAGCUCCUGCGAGACGUGAAGGUCAAGUUCUCAAAACCUGAUGAGCCACUCACCUUCACGCUGGAAUUUCACUUCGAACCCAAUGACUACUUCACAAAUGAGGUGUUGACCAAAACAUACAAGCUCAAGUCUAAGCUUGAUUACUAUGACCCCCACCCCUUUAGGGGAUCUGCGGUGGAGCAUUGCAUCGGCUGCAAGAUAGACUGGAACGAGGGAAAGAACGUCACUAUGCAGACAGUCCUGAAGAAGCAGAGGCACAGGUUUUGGGGACUGAUGCGCACUGUAACUCAGGAAUUUCCCCGAGAGUCCUUCUUCAACUUCUUCAGUGCUCUGCAGUGGGGCCUGGAUGCCAAUGAGGAUGAGGAAGACGUCUUCAUCGCUCACACUUUGCGCACCUUUGUUAUCCCAAGAGCAGUGUUAUACUUCACAGGAGAAGCACUUGUGGCGGAGCAAGAGGGGAUGAUCAGGGAAUGUAAUAACCCGGUUUAUGACAGAAUCACUCAUGAGAACUGGGUGGCUGCAGUUGAGGGUGCUAAAGGCCAAGACCCCGACUGCCAGGCAGAAGACAUUGAUCGCUGA
This is a messenger RNA of Trichechus manatus latirostris (Florida manatee), 1473 nucleotides long. RefSeq names its product nucleosome assembly protein 1-like 2. Bases 1 to 1473 code for a protein of 490 amino acids. Gene Ontology annotation, biological process: nucleosome assembly. Gene Ontology annotation, cellular component: chromatin; nucleus. Lineage: Eukaryota; Metazoa; Chordata; Mammalia; Sirenia; Trichechidae. The transcript has 2 exons. The record is from RefSeq and is a predicted model, not a curated record. Gene Ontology annotation, molecular function: chromatin binding; histone binding.